AUGGAUCUCCUAGGCCCGUACACCGCCGCUCCCGGAGGGAGGCGCUAUGUCAUUGUUGCUGUAGAUUACUUCACCAAGUGGGUGGAAGCGGAAGCACUCAAGAAUAUAAGAACCAGUGAUGUAAGAUCAUUUAUUCGGAAAAAUAUCAUGACUCGCUUCAGAAUACCACAAGCUAUCGUCUUUGAUAAUGGGCCUCAUUUUGAGACUCCUAAGCUGAAGGAAUGGUUAACAGACCAUGGGAUAAAAAAGAAGCUGGACGAAGCUAAGGGUCGGUGGGCUGACGACCUGCCAAAUGUCUUAUGGUCAAUCCGCACCACGGCUAAGAACUCCAUCGGCGAAACCCCCUUCUUACUAGCUUAUGGUGCCGAGGCUGUCCUUCCCACAGAGAUGUAUGAACCUACACUGAGGGUCAUGCUAUAUGACGAGAAUGCUAAUUGGGAAAUGAUGAAGAUGGCCUUAGACUUCCUGCCUGAGGUUAGAGGAAAUGCGGCACUAAGACAACAACUGUACAAGUUAAGGAUGGCGAGGGAAUACAACAAGAAAGUCUCCAAAAGGGUGCUCAAAGGGGGAGAUUUCGUUCUCCGAAAAAUGGAGUCAAUAGGACGAGCCAAUGAGCAGGACACGCUCGUCAGGGAAAGUGACGACCUUACAAAAGCAUACUGCGGCAUAAUUUGGUGCCUGCGGCAAAAAGACCUUGGAACAAAGGUUGCUUGCUCAACAGUCCCGCGGCAACAUUUCUUGCCGUCCAAACUUUGGUCGUCCACUUCAUCUGACGAGCCUGUCUAG
Molecule: messenger RNA, 786 nt
Organism: Spinacia oleracea (spinach)
Lineage: Eukaryota; Viridiplantae; Streptophyta; Magnoliopsida; Caryophyllales; Amaranthaceae
Exons: 3
Coding region: 1-786 (261 amino acids)
Biological process (GO): DNA integration
Molecular function (GO): nucleic acid binding
Source: RefSeq, a predicted model, not a curated record